AUGACUACGCAAUGCGAUAACACAACGACACACUUGAUGGUCGAAACAAGUCAAACUGAGAGCCAUAAAAUUUUAUUGAACUUCAUAAUAAACACAGCAAGAGCUCAAGCUAAGGAAGGAAAGGAAGAGGAAAAGUCUGCCUUCUUGCAUACACGUUUUGUUUGCUGUUUCACAAUUUUAUUAGAUAAGUAG
Clunio marinus is the source of this 192-nucleotide messenger RNA. Lineage: Eukaryota; Metazoa; Arthropoda; Insecta; Diptera; Chironomidae. The record is from the annotation of a GenBank genome assembly.